This is a messenger RNA of Asterias rubens (European starfish), 2194 nucleotides long. RefSeq names its product histone H4 transcription factor-like. Gene Ontology annotation, molecular function: RNA polymerase II cis-regulatory region sequence-specific DNA binding; DNA-binding transcription factor activity, RNA polymerase II-specific. The transcript has 10 exons. The record is from RefSeq and is a predicted model, not a curated record. Gene Ontology annotation, biological process: regulation of transcription by RNA polymerase II; anatomical structure development. The coding region runs from base 226 to 1791 and encodes 521 amino acids. NCBI's taxonomy places the organism in Eukaryota, Metazoa, Echinodermata, Asteroidea, Forcipulatida, Asteriidae.
GUUAUUAUUUGCAAAGAUUUUGUCAAUGACAGUUUUUAGAAAGAAAAAAAAGUCUUCAUACAAGAGUUACAAUUUGUCACACAUGCACAGGCAGCAGGCUUGGAAGGACAUCGGUGGUGUGAAGGGUGGACGAUCUGACUAUAUAAAAAGGAAUGAAUGGCAGGCCUGAGCUUUUUUAACGGUGUUCAGAGACAGAUACGUUGGAUUAAAAAAAAUUAACCAAUCAUGGGACCCGGAUUGAAGAAACGACCAAUGCGAUUAAGAUGUGAAUGGGACAACUGCACCAUCACGCACAGCAGCAUGGGGAUGUUUCUGUCCCACAUUAACGACCACAUCAAUAAGAUAUUGCCUACUUGUGUUAAUGCAGAAAACUACAAAAACUACGAUAUUGUCCUAUCAACAGAAGAGACUGAGGAGCUACAUUGUAAAUGGGCAGAAUGUACGUUCACAUCGACAGAUGGGAUCGUUACGUUGAUCCGCCAUCUAUACUUCCACGCGUAUCACGCUAAGAUCAAAUGGUGGGCUUUACAGGAGCAAUCGAGGAAUAGUUUUGGUAACUGCAUCUUGGGUUCCAUGACAAGAAACAUGAUACCUGAUCUUCCACAACGAUUUCUCUGCUUCUGGAACAACUGCGAGUUCUUUACCGAUAAUGCAGAGCAUUACUAUCGUCACGCCGAUAACCAUGGGAUGGUUGAUGAUCCAGUCAUGGUCAACAAUCAGGAAACAUAUCCAUGUCAAUGGGAAGGAUGUGAAACAAUUACUAAGACUAAGUACAAGUUAGCUGAGCAUCUACGAAGCCAUACACAAGAGAAACGCUUUGCAUGCAAUGACUGUGGAAGUUUGUUCAGUAACAGAGCGAAAUUCAUUGAUCACAUAGCAAGACAGCUGGCCUUAGAACUACAGAAUUACCAGUGCUCUCACUGCUCCAAGAUAUUUGCAAAUGAGCGGUUGCUAAGAGACCACAUGAGACAUCAUGUAAAUCACUACAAAUGUCCAAAGUGUGAUAUGACAUGUAUUAAUCCAUCAAUGCUCAAGUCACAUAUCAAAUGGAAGCACUCGUCCGACAGACCAUACUCAUGUGAUCUAUGUGAUCAUAGAUGUAAAUCUACCAGUGCUUUACGGAGGCAUGUUACAACACAUGCUACCAACAUCAUGAUUUGUGACGAACCUAACUGUAGCUAUACAGCUGGAACUAUGUCUACUAUGAAAAAACACGUCAUGAGGAAUCAUGGGGAUGAGAAGAAGCAACCGUAUGAAUGUCAUGUUUGCAAUACUCGCUAUUCAUGUGGAGCAACGUUAACAAGACAUCUUAAGAUGAAGCACAAAUUCAAAUGGCCAUCUGGUCAUAGCCGCUUCAGAUACAAGAAGCAGGACGAUGGACUAUAUCGCCUUCAGACUGUCCGUUACGAAUCCCUGGAACUCACCGAGCAAAUCUUAAAGGAGAAGCAGCAAGAGCAGCUUGACGACGUCCCAGUUGAAAAAAUGACUGCCAUAGAAAACAAUAAUGAAGAUUUGGAUGAAGAUUUCAUGGACGAAGAAUCAACCAUUCCAGAUAGAGUUGAUGACCAGAGAUUACUUGAUGAAACGUGCAGACUAGCUGAUGUAACCGAACGACUUGAGAGCGAGACUAGAAGAUUAGCGGAUGAGACUGGGAGAUUAGCGGAUCAGACGGAAAGAUUAGCGGACCACAUUAGAUCAACUGAUGAGCCCAACCAUUUAGAAAUUAGUAGUGUAUGGUCCCAGAGUGAACAAACUGUACCAUCAGACUUGAGCUUAAAACUAGGAGAUUAGCUGAUGAGAGAAGGAGAUUAUCUCAAAAGACAGAGAUUAGCUAAUCAGAUAAGAUCAACUGAUCCGCCCCCACCAUUUAGAAAUUAGUAGUGGAUGGUCCAAGAGUGAACAAAGAGUACCAGCAGACUUGAACUUGAGACUAGGAGAUUAGCAAAUGAGAGAUGGAAAAUAUCCAUUGGAGAUAAUCUCAAAAGAACAGAAUAAUUUAAGCAACUCUUCCGAAAACGAAAUUCAGUAUUUAAUGUACUGGUACAUAAAUAUGCUACUGGAUAUUAAAAAUCAACAGUAAUAAUAAUAGUCAUGUUCAAUAACUUUUUAUUUUGUUUGUAUUCUUAUGUUUCCACAUACCACAAAGUAUGGUUUGUUUCUCAUUCAUAAUAAAAUAAACAAAGUUGAAAUUUAA